Messenger RNA from Cariama cristata (Red-legged seriema), 1030 nucleotides. RefSeq names its product disks large homolog 3-like. NCBI's taxonomy places the organism in Eukaryota, Metazoa, Chordata, Aves, Cariamiformes, Cariamidae. Gene Ontology annotation, cellular component: neuron projection; postsynaptic density membrane; neuromuscular junction. Gene Ontology annotation, biological process: chemical synaptic transmission. The record is from RefSeq and is a predicted model, not a curated record. Gene Ontology annotation, molecular function: protein binding. The annotation marks the transcript as partial. The transcript is spliced from 10 exons.
AGCCCUCUUUGACUACGACCGGACCCGGGACAGUUGCUUGCCCAGCCAGGGGCUCAGCUUCUCCUACGGGGACAUUCUGCAUGUCAUCAAUGCCUCCGACGAUGAGUGGUGGCAAGCCAGGCUUGUCACGCCCCACGGCGAGAGCGAGCAGAUUGGGGUCAUCCCCAGCAAGAAAAGGGUGGAAAAGAAGGAGAGAGCGCGGUUGAAAACAGUGAAGUUCCACGCCAGGACUGGCAUGAUUGAGUCCAACAGGUCGAUCAAAACGAAACGUAAAAAGAGUUUCCGCCUCUCUCGAAAGUUUCCAUUUUACAAGAGCAAAGAGAACCUGGCCCAGGAGAGCGGCGGACAGGAACAGGGAGUGACAUCAAACACCAGUGACAGCGAGAGCAGUUCCAAAGGACAAGAAGACACCAUCCUGUCGUAUGAGCCAGUGACGCGGCAAGAGAUUCACUAUGCGAGGCCGGUGAUCAUCCUGGGGCCGACAAAGGACCGAAUUAACGAUGACCUCAUCUCCGAAUUCCCACACAAGUUUGGUUCCUGCGUGCCCCACACUACCAGGCCUCGACGCGAGAACGAGGUGGACGGACAAGACUACCACUUCGUUGUAUCCCGUGAACAGAUGGAGAAGGACAUCCAGGACAACAAGUUCAUAGAGGCUGGGCAGUUCAAUGACAAUCUCUACGGGACCAGCAUUCAGUCAGUGCGGGCAGUGGCGGGGAGGGGGAAACACUGCAUCUUGGAUGUGUCUGGCAAUGCUAUCAAGAGGUUGCAACAAGCACAACUUUAUCCCAUUGCCAUUUUCAUCAAACCAAAAUCCAUUGAAGCUCUCAUGGAGAUGAACCGGAGACAGACGUAUGAACAGGCCAACAAGGUCUUUGACAAAGCCAUGAAACUCGAGCAAGAGUUUGGAGAGUAUUUUACAGCCAUCGUACAAGGAGACUCUCUUGAAGAGAUUUACAGCAAAAUCAAACAGAUCAUUGAGGACCAGUCUGGGCACUACAUCUGGGUCCCGUCCCCAGAGAAACUCUGA